Messenger RNA from Coregonus clupeaformis (lake whitefish), 5759 nucleotides. Its product is annotated as protein FAM171A2. The record is from RefSeq and is a predicted model, not a curated record. The transcript is spliced from 8 exons. NCBI's taxonomy places the organism in Eukaryota, Metazoa, Chordata, Actinopteri, Salmoniformes, Salmonidae. The coding region runs from base 48 to 2777 and encodes 909 amino acids.
CCGAGCAAGGAGUGGGCAUCCGAGGCAGCGCAGAAAGGGAGCAGUCAAUGCCAACCUCAAAAGCAAUAUGGAUGAAUGGCCACCUAAGUGGAAUUGGUGAUGUCGCAGUAAGAAUGCCACCGCCCCACAUAUCUCGUCUUCUUUUUCUCUUUCUUUUUCUCGGCAGUCUUUGGGAAGGAUUUGCUAAAUCCAUUCCGGACCAGGGAGCACUUGAGGUGCUCAUCAGAGUCCAGGUGUUUGACAACAGUGACCUUUCACCUCUGGCAGAGGCUGCAGUGGAGGUUUAUGGGAACCAGUCUACCUUGGCAUCCAGCAAGGCGGGCAAAGAUGGCGUCGUCAUGGUCACCUUCCUGUACCACCCUGUCACGUGGGUCAUUAUCACGGCAACCAAACAGGGCUUUGUCACUAACUCCGCCCCCUGGCAUGCCAGCCGCAUCCCCUUGUAUGCGUCAGUCAGCCUCUACCUGCUCCCCCAGCGGCCUGCCAACCUGAUCCUGUAUGAUGACGUAGUCCAGGUUCUGCUGGGAUCCCCAGGAGUCAAAAAACAGCCAUGGAUACAGCUCCAGAGGAAAGCAGUGACUCUGGCCCUCAACUCUACCAACCCAGAGCUUUCUGCUGUGCUGACGUCCGCACAGAGUCAGUAUGAGAUAGGAGGUUUCCCCUACCCACUGGGCCUGGAGAGCAAUGCCACAGGGGCUAACAAUAGCUGGGUGGAGCUGACGGCGGUGGCGGCGGUCAAUGCCCAGCUCUUCAGUCGUAACGGGACCAGUGUUCAGGUUUGGGACCCCGUCCAUAUCUGCAUCCCCCUGCCCUUAGACACACCCCUCCAGACAGCCACCAGUGUCCCCGUGUGGAGGUUUGAGGACAAGACAGGACUCUGGGUCAGGAAAGGAACCGGAUACAUCAAGAAAGACGGAGCACAGCUGACAUGGAGUUUUGUGGCCAACCAGCUAGGAUACUGGCUGGCUGCCUUUCCCUCAACCACAGGCUCAGCUUUGAACCCCACAGGCCUGCGAGACAUCACCACCUACCACACCAUCUUCCUCAUGACCAUCCUGGGUUCCAUGGCUCUGCUGGUGCUGGUGUUGCUCUGUCUGCUGCUCUACUACUGCAGGCGGAGAUGUCUGAAACCGCGGCAGCAGCACCGUCACGGCAAGAUGCAUGUCUCCUCCGGCCUGGACGGCUCCAAGAGAGAUCAAUGCACGUCCAUGUCCCACCUCAACCUCAUCAGCUCAGGCCACAUCCACAUCGACACAGCUUCCUCCACCGGGGGGGACCCAGACGCUCUCAAAUCAAACCUGUCCUCCACCCGGGACCUCCACAGCUCCAGGGAGGAUUUCUUCCGGCACACGCCCCCAGGGAAGGCCCAGCGCCACUCCAAGGUGAACACGGACAAUAUCACCAGGCGUGGCGGUGGGGAGAGUUUUCCCAUGAAGGUGACAACACGCUCUACUAACACUAACAACUUGGAUCCUCAGCUGCUGGUCCGCAAUGACACCCGCAGCUUCAGCUCAGCGGAGGAUAAUACCCAUGAUCCUCAAUGUCGUCACAACCACCACAAUCACAACGCCAAUGACAACCAGGGCUACUCCUCAGAUCCACCAUCUCCACCACCUUUACUGCCUCCCUUCGCCGGGCACUACCAGGAGUACUCUGGCCUGCCCCCGGAGUACUCAGCGUCCCAGACCGGGGACCUCCUAGCCAGGCCCAACUCUCUAAACACCCAGCCCGGCCAGCUCAUCUUCUGCCACUCCAUGGACCAGAUGAAAGAGAGCAUGUACCGGAGCGUGGUGCCCACGCUGGUCAUCCCGGCCCACUACAUGCGCCUGUCGUCGGACCUGUCGGCUGUGGAGCAGGCCCUGGAGAGGCAGCAACAGAUGCAGCACGACAUGGAGGGAAUCCAGGUUAGCAUGACCCUGUCCAGGCAGCAGGGACAAGUACACCAGAACCAGCAGCAGAAACAACAGAACCAGCAACAACAGAAUCAUCAACAGGAGGAUGAGGAAGGGGAAGAACCAGGCCAGCAGAGGGAGGACUCGGAGGGACACUCCAACUGGGCCUCGGACCCUAACGCGGCUCCAGUCCGCAUCCCGGUCCUGUUCAACGACAACACCAUAUCGCAGAUGAACGGAGAGCUGCAGGCGCUGACGGAGAAGAAGCUUCUGGAGCUGGGGGUGAAGCCGCACCCCCGGGCCUGGUUCGUCUCACUGGACGGUCGGUCCAACUCCCUGGUUCGCCACUCCUACAUCGAGCUAGGGGGAGACUCUCUCAGCAUCCCUGGAGGAGGGGGAGGUGGAGGAGCCACGGGGAGUCGUCAUGACAACAGAGUAGACGUCGCUCGUGAAGCCAACAUAAAACAGCGGAAGGGAAAGGAGGAGAGGAAGGCCAAGGAAGCAAAGGAGGCUGCAGCGGCGGCUGAGAGGAAGGGUUACGCAGGGAAGACCUAUACUAAACUCCCCUGCAUCGACACCACAGACCCCCCCAGCAGCAGCAGCGAAAGCCACGCCGCCAUGUACUCUCCAGAGGACAAUUCUCUGGCACCACUGCUGGACGAGGCCCCAGAGACGACGCCCCGUGGGGGCACGUUCCCCCGGAAGGGCCGCAGCCGGGAUAACAGCGCCCGGAGCAGUACCACCACUACCACCAGCGAGGUGACACGCAGGGACUCAGCCACCAGCCCCGAGGAUGGGGAGGAUGCCGAUGAUAAAGACGAGGAGGGGAACAAGAAGAGUCCCUGGCAGAAGCGCGAGGAGAGACCCCUCAUGGUGUGGAAGUAAGGUAGACCUAGGGCUCUCAGGGAACAUUGAGCUACAUGAGAACAGGGGGAGAAGAACCACUGUGUCAACAAACGCCUAGUUUCUGACUGUGUCCCUCGUAGAUUCUCUACAGGAAGAAGAGCAGAGAAUGUGAGAGGUCUGUCUUGGAGAACAAAGAGAAAGACCUGUGUGAAAGAGAUUAUGAAGUGAGAAAGGAAAUCAAACAAACAAGCACAAUUGUCACAUGAACCGUGAUAGGAACCAGGUGUUUUGUAGUCCCACUUUUGCUUGUAGUCAUCACUGAGAUCGGUAGCUAUAUCCGUAUCUCUAGAAGUUUCACAUGGCUGUGGAUUUAUUUAUUUCCAAAAUCAUGAUCCCUAAGCAUGUGGAUGGUGUUUGUUUGCCACAGGAACAAAUGGGAGAGUUCCUCUGACUGGUUGGUAUUCUGAGAUUUUUGAGAAAUGCUCAACAAUGUUUUUCUCCACUGAGCUGUUAGUAGAAUUCCUUGGAAACUUUACCUAUCAGAUUUUCCUGUUACCUUAGAAUUAACCUCAAGUCAUUUUUACAGACCUUUUGGGAAACGUCAGCUGGCCAAACAGAAACAUUUGAUUCCUAUGGAAAACCAAGACUGUCUGGCCAGAACUGAUAGAGAAAGUGGAAUGAAUUAGUAUUUUUGUUUCACUCUUUAAUCUUGGUUUUUUUAACAGAUUGGAUGGCCUUCUUUUUAUGACUGAGUGGUACGUAAUGUCAUUGAGGAGACAGAUCAAUGUAUUAAACAUUAGAGAAAGGGUUGCAGUUGUGUUUGUGAAAUCCUAAUAAGUAAGUCUUAAAACCCAGGGUUUACAAUGAUGUUGUUGUUUCAUUUUGUACUCUAAAGUUUUCCUUGGAGAUAAUGGCAGAAAACCACCUCCACGUUACUAUCACUGAAGCCUGGAGAAUAAUGCAAACCGUUUUGGUUGUCAUUUUCCUUGCUGACAGAAUAUGUUACAGUCAUAUUUUUUCCUUGUUUUACUAACCUGCUGCCUUGUAACAUUAACAUCUAUGGAAGCAUGUACCUGACAAAAUUAUUUGAAAUGUUCAUUAAGCAUUUGCUAGAACAUUUUUGUUAACUUAGCAUUACUAGUCUGUACCUUUUGUUGCAAUAUCAAUUUAUAGUCAGACAUGGAUUGGAUGAUACAGACAUGUAAAACAUUAGCUUAAAAAAACUGAAUAAUUGGCUAUUAUUGCAAACAUGAAGGAUGUAGUGAAAGGAAAAGAUACUGAGUUGAGUGAGUGGAAAUCACAAUUACCUAAUGUUCCCAUGAACUGUGCCAUAUUAGAUAGUCAAUUAUGCGGCAUCUUCACUGGCUCAUCUUCUCAAAACAUCUCAUUAUUAGCCUUCAGAUAAAUAAGACAGGAAUCCAUCCAGGGUUUCUCAGACCUAAAAAUGUUAAUGUCCAACAAAUCACACCAAACAAUUAGUCUCUUAAGUGCCUUCUUUUAGCAUAAAAAAUAAUGUAUUGGAUUCAAGGCCUCAGUAUGUAAACCCAGCAGUUACAACCAUUGUACAACCAUUCAGAAAGCUACUGGCUAAACCAGGGGUUUAACGCAUGCUCUGUAACAUGUUUGCUCAUUAUUUUCAGGUUACGAUAUUGAGUCGUACACAAUGUCAAACUAUUGUUAGCUAAUCAACUUUGAUUUAAACGGACAGCACUCAACCUUGAUGAUCAGGGGUCAUUUGAAGGCAAUCAAGCCAUACACUCGCCAUCAGGUUUAUAAAGUCCAGUUGAAGUUCUAUCACGUUGCCUUGUGCACUAAUAUACAGAAAGCAAAUCAGGUGUAGGACCUUGCCUAAGAUGCACAGCAAUGGUCCUCUUGAUUUCAAACCUGCAUUGUCACAAUCCCUGUUUUAAACCCACUCAUUUUUUGGAUAACUAUCACUGUGCUCUCUCUCUCUUUUUUCUCCAUUCAAAAGUAUGUGAAUGACCCUGGAAAUUCUCUUUUUAAGGCAUGAUACUUUCCAUAUUUUGAGUGACUGGGUUGAUACUAGUAUGCGAAGUGGUUUCCCUGUGGUUUGAGACUAAGGAUCACAACGAACGUACAUGUUCCUCCUCUCAUAAGCAUUUGUGCUGUUGUGGUCUUUUUUGUUUCAUUCAUCAUAGAAUCAGCUUCUCUCACCUUCAAAAUGGUUUGAUGCUUAAAGCUUGCAGAAUUGAGCCACCUGUCUCUGUGAAUAAACCAUCUCAGCUCUGAUAUGGAAUCUCCUUAGACUAUUUCAGAGAUUUUAUGUUUGUUUCUUUUUUGGGGGCCAGGUAACACAUAGCCUAGGGUAUGUUUUUGGGAUGAAGUUAAUGUCCUAUGUCAGUUAAGGGAUGAGGUUGGCACAAGAACGCUAAUAGUUAUAUUGGCACUAUGAGGCACUACUGAAUUGUGUGUUCUAUGUGAUGUGUUCUAUUCAAUUAGCGUUUUUUAAAAUUCGUCAUCAGAAAUUGUUGUGAGGUCAAGGAUAAUACUGGUGUUUAACGUCUUUAAACAAGACAGUCAGAGCUUUGAAAGUGUGUCAAGUCUCUCCACCUCUGUCAGUGCAGGGCAAGCCACUGAUGAAACUCCCCAUAUUAGCAAGUGCAGCAUCUGUGAAUUCGGACAAAUCACAGCCUACCACACGAUGGUGUCAGUGCUGGAAACCGAGGUCAAUGGAAGUUAAACGGUGUAAAUGGGGUGUGUUGUGUUAUGAUUAAAUAUGACUUGAGCAAGGUUUUUUUGUUUACUUUUUUACACAGUUCUUUUUAUAUAUGUGAAUGGCUGGCUAAUUUUAAUUCCUAUAGGCCUACUGUUUGAGUGCUUAUACAAGGUCAGUUGUUGUCUCCUAGGCAACAGACAGAGGGAUGAUGUGCUGUUAUGGUAAACUGGUGCCACCUCCUUUCCCUCAGAUCUAUAUUUCUGAGGCAAAUCUUUGCUAACUUUUAUUGCUUGUUAUUAAUAAUGUUAAUAUACAAUCCAAUGAUUAAAGCAUUUAACAAGUAA